CGCUCCUUAUCGCGUCGUCCCGUCUCGGCCACUCCUCACUAGAACCCCCCCUCGUCGUCCACGCGUCACGUCGUCAGCCUCGAUCUUGGCCGUGCAAACUUUGCACCGGUCGUAUCGCGGCCGGUGUGUGGAGCUGGCAUUGUUUUAUAAGCCGCACGUACGCGCGCUCGUCAUUUAAGCUAUCGAGAGAAAGCAGAGAGAGAGAGAGAGAGAGAGAGGCAGGCUAGGUUAGGAAGACGCAGCCAAUGGCGGGGCUUCACUUCGUGCUCGUGCCGCUACUGGCGCAGGGCCACAUAAUCCCGAUGGUGGACCUGGCGCGCCUCCUCGCCGGCCGCGGCGCGCGCGUCAGCGUGGUCACCACGCCCGUCAACGCCGCGCGCAACGGGGCCGUCGUCGAGAGCGCGCGGCGAGCGGGGCUCGACGUCGAGCUGGCGGAGGUCGCGUUCCCCGGCCCGGGGCUCGGGCUGCCAGAAGGGAUGGAGAACGUCGACAUGGUGGUGGAAAAGGAGCACUUCAUGCCAUUCUUCCAGGCCACGUGGAAGAUGGACGCGCCGCUGGAGGAGUACCUGCGGUCGCUGCCCCGGCGCCCGGACUGCGUCGUCGCCGACUCGUGCAACCCGUGGGCGGCGCGGGUGUGCGCCCGCCACGGCAUCCCGCGCCUGGUGCUGCACUGCCCGUCCGCCUACUUCCUCCUCGCCACGCACUGCCUGUCCACGCACGGCGUGUACGGCCGCGUGGCCCACGAGCUGGAGCCGUUCGAGGUGCCGGGCUUCCCGGUGCGCGCGGCCGGGAACGUGGCCACGUUCCGCGGCUUCUUCCAGUGGCCGGGGAUGGAAAGCUACGAGCGCGACGUGGCGGAGGCCGAGGCCACCGCCGACGGCCUGCUCAUCAACACGUUCCGCGGCCUCGAGGGCGUCUUCGUCGACGGCUACGCGGCGGCGCUCGGAAGGAAGACGACGACGACGUGUUGGGCCGUCGGCCCGACGUGCGCCUCCUCCUCCGGUGGCCUGGACGCGGGCGCGACGGCCGCCCGCGGCAACCGCGCCGACGUCGACGUCGGCCUCGUCCUGUCGUGGCUCGACGCCCGGCCCGCGGCGUCCGUGCUGUACGUCAGCUUCGGCAGCCUCGCGCAGCUGUCGCUGAAGCAGACCGUCGAGCUCGCCCGGGGCCUCGAGGCGUCCGGGCGGCCGUUCGUCUGGGCCAUCAAGGAGGCCAAGUCCAGCGCCGACGUGCGGGCGUGGCUGCUGGCCGAGCGGUUCGAGGAGCGCGUCCGGGACAGGGGCCUCCUCGUCCGCGGGUGGGCGCCGCAGGUGACCAUCCUCUCGCACCCCGCGGUGGGCGGCUUCUUGUCGCACUGCGGGUGGAACGCCUCGCUGGAGGCCAUCACCCACGGCGUGCCGGUGCUGACGUGGCCCAACUUCGCCGACCAGUUCUGCAGCGAGCGGCUGCUCGUCGACGUCCUCGGCGUCGGCGUCAGGUCCGGCGUCAAGCUGCCGCCCAUGAGCCUUCCCGACGAGGCCGAGGGGGUGCAGGUGACGAGCGCCGACGUGGAGAAGGCGGUGGCCGAGCUGAUGGGCGUGGGCGCCGACGGGACGGCGAGGAGGGCGAGGGCCAAGGAGCUCGCCGCAAAGGCCAAGGCAGCCAUGGAGGAAGGCGGGUCGUCGUAUGCCGACUUGGACGACAUGUUGCGCCAUGUUGCGGAGCUAAACAUGAAGAAGAGCCACGAAGAGGGCACGGGCUUCAGCACUCUGCCGGAGCUUGGAACUGGAAGCAAGAACAAUGACAACAUAGGUGCCGGGGCUGCCUUGUCAGUACAGUCCUAAGUUGCAUUGCACCAUGCGCUUGCCUUCUUGGACGAUGUUUAACACAAGUAGACCAGUGUACUUUCUCUAUGUUUUUGUACACAUAAUACAUGUAGUUAGUAUUCAUAACAACAACAACAACAACAAUAAUGAUAAUAUAUUAU
Molecule: messenger RNA, 1966 nt
Organism: Zea mays
Lineage: Eukaryota; Viridiplantae; Streptophyta; Magnoliopsida; Poales; Poaceae
Product: cytokinin-O-glucosyltransferase 3
Exons: 1
Coding region: 246-1823 (525 amino acids)
Molecular function (GO): UDP-glucosyltransferase activity
Source: RefSeq, marked validated